Molecule: messenger RNA, 918 nt
Organism: Arabidopsis arenosa
Lineage: Eukaryota; Viridiplantae; Streptophyta; Magnoliopsida; Brassicales; Brassicaceae
Source: the annotation of a GenBank genome assembly
AUAACAUGAAACAAACCAAGAUGAAACCAAAGAAUUCUAAAUGGCUGUGUGUGAGUAAGAGGAUGGUGAGAGUGGUCAGAUAAAAAAAUGAUGAGAAGCUGCGUAGGUGAAAAGAAAUGGCAAAAAAUGAAUGAGCUUAUCAUGAAAUUUGCUAACUGCUACGAGUAUGCCUCUCGGACUCCUCGCAGUGGAGAGACUGAAGAUGACAUUCUAGUGCUGGCCUACAAACUUUACCACCAGGAUCAAAAAAGCAAAUUCAGUCUUGAGCAUGUGUGGAGAAUCCUCAAGACUGAUCAGAAAUGGUGCAAUUGGUGUGAGACAAAAAUCAAACCUGUCAAGAAGAAAGCUAAACUUUCUGAGGUAGAAGAAGUGAGUGUUCAAAGGCCUAUAGGGGUCAAGGCAGCCAAGUCCAAAGGUAAGGGAAAGAACCAAGUUUCUGAGGCUGGUUAUGUGGCUGAACUUAAGGGUUUGUGGAAAGUGAAGGAGAAUUAUGCUGUCAAAAAGAGACUCUCUAAGCAGAAUCUACUUGACAGCCUUCUUGGAAGGUCUGAUGGUUUGGGUGACAUGGAAACUGAACUUAAGAACACUCUUAUCAAAGAAUAUCUGUUUGGGUUUAAUGAGUUUGUGUCUAAGAAUGAGUAUUCUGGUCUCUAGAGGGGUUUAGGAGAUUCUUUUUGAAUGUACUCCCAAUGUACACAGUUCAUUGUAGGAAGACAGCAACUGAAGACAUUUUUUCAAUGUAUAUUCAAGAAAAAGCUAUGCUCAAGAAUCUGUUUGGUUGUGAUAAGAAGAGAGUAUCUCUCACCACAAAUAUAUGGACAUCUCCUACUACUUCAUGGAGUUACAUGGUGGUGACAGCCCAUUGGAUUGAUGCAAACUGGGUGUUGCAGAAAAGGAUAAUAAGCUUCAAACCUGUCA